Messenger RNA from Paramecium octaurelia, 1493 nucleotides. The record is from the annotation of a GenBank genome assembly. Lineage: Eukaryota; Ciliophora; Oligohymenophorea; Peniculida; Parameciidae.
AUGCAUCAUGUUUACCACCAUAUUAUGCAUCAUAUUCUAGAGAGUGUAAGUUAUGCACAUUGGAAAAUUGCCUAUAUUGUUUUGAAUUCAAACGCUAUCAUUCUUAUUUUGACAUUAGUAUUGAACUUGAAGAUUUAACUGAAAAUUACACUGAGACACAGAUUGGUUGUAUGUUGUGUGAAACAGACUAUAACUUUAAUUUCAAACUUGGAAUAUGUUUAAAAAAUGCUUCAUCAAUCGAGAAUUGUGUAAUAUCUGUUACUAAAUUAACAAAUGAGGAAAUAUGUUUAACAUCUUCCUUAGAUAAUUUCCAGGUGUCAAGAGAGAUUAAUAGUUGCAAUUUGUUAAUAACCAAUUGUUAAAUCUGUUUUCUUGAUUACUAUAAGAAGUUAACCUGCAUAACAUGUAAAUCUGGUUAUAUAUUAUUUGGUGGAGUCUGCUAUGAAGGUUAAGAAUAAAGUGCCUCCUAUUAAAUUGAAUUCUGAAGUUUGAAAGUAACAAGUUUUUUAGUUAACUUUUAUUAUAAUUAUAAUUAUUAAGAACCCCAUAAAUUAAAUCCAUGCGGAAGUUUUUGUAAAACUUGCAAGCUCUCAUUGGGAGAGUAUUAUUGUGAAGAAUGCUAUUUAUCAGAAGGAGAGUUAUAGGUAAAUGACAUAAAUUACAUGUGUUAAUAUUGUUCUCCACUUUGUUAAUAUUGCAUACGACGAGAUACUUUAGAAUUAAAAGUAAAUAUGUAUUGAUGAUAAUUAGAAAAUGGCACCAUUUCUUUUACCCAUAUAUUAUUUAUCCAAAUAUAUAAAGAGUUGUUUGUUCCUUUUUAAGAUCCUUUUAUUAAUUGCGACCCCUAUUUAAAAACCACCUAAUAUUGUUUCGACGGUGAUUGCAAUAAUGAACUAACUUAUGAAUUUAUUGAAGACAAUUGUUUUUUUGAUAGAUUUCCACAAAACCUAGAUAACCUUAUAUUUCAAACGGAAUAUUUGAAUAGUAUUGGAGUUGUUUCUAUGACCAUCAUUAUUAGGAUAAAAAUAGAAGAUGAAUAUUGUAGUCUCUUGCCUUCAAUAAGAAUAAGCGCUUCCUUGAAAUUUGAUGUGUUUACUUUAUAAAUUAUACAUUUUAAACUUCUAGCAACUUAUCCCUUUUACUUACAACUUUAGAAUUCGUUUUACAUCGAAGAUUUCGAUUCCUUUACAAUGAUUGACUAUGGAAUUGUUUUCACUCACUUCAAUAUGUAGGAUCUUAAUAUCAGUAAUAGUUAUAAUGAAGUAAAUUUCACAUUGAUAAACAUUACUAUAAAGGAUAGUAUAACUGAAAAUGUUCAAUCCUUAUUUAAAACAAAGAACUUUGGUUACGUAGAGUUAUAAUAUAACUAUAAUCAAUAAUAACUUUAUUAAUUCUUCGCUCUUCAAUUUUAACGCAUUUAACUUAAUUGGGAAUAUUAAAAUCAAUUAAUUACAUUUAUUUAAUUGUAAUUUUACUAACUCAGUAUUGUUUGA